Molecule: messenger RNA, 985 nt
Organism: Rosa rugosa (rugosa rose)
Lineage: Eukaryota; Viridiplantae; Streptophyta; Magnoliopsida; Rosales; Rosaceae
Product: rac-like GTP-binding protein RAC2
Exons: 7
Coding region: 210-800 (196 amino acids)
Biological process (GO): establishment or maintenance of cell polarity; regulation of cell shape; regulation of actin cytoskeleton organization
Cellular component (GO): cytoplasmic vesicle; cytoskeleton; cell projection
Molecular function (GO): protein kinase binding; GTPase activity; GTP binding
Source: RefSeq, a predicted model, not a curated record
GCCCUCCAUUUCUAUUCAAAAUUCAAACUCACCCACCAAAUUCCACAUCCUCAUAUUUCUCUGUCUUGCCUCUAAUUUGAGUAGAAAACUAAGGAAAGAGAGGCAGAGGCAAAGUGGGUCAAACUACAUCAUGGAAUGAACAGAGAGGAGCUUAUAGUUAGCUAAGAGGGUGAAAGCAAAAAAAAAAAAAAGCAGAGUUGCAGAGAAAGAUGAGCACAGCUAGAUUCAUCAAGUGUGUCACUGUUGGGGAUGGAGCUGUUGGAAAAACUUGCAUGCUAAUCUCUUAUACCAGCAACACCUUCCCCACUGAUUAUGUGCCUACAGUGUUUGACAACUUCAGUGCUAAUGUGGUGGUGGAUGGAAGCACAGUUAACCUUGGAUUGUGGGACACUGCAGGACAAGAAGAUUACAACCGGCUGAGGCCUCUUAGCUAUAGAGGUGCAGAUGUGUUCUUGUUGGCCUUCUCUCUCAUCAGUAAAGCCAGCUAUGAAAAUAUUGCCAAGAAGUGGAUACCUGAAUUGAGGCAUUAUGCCCCAACAGUCCCAAUUGUGCUUGUGGGAACAAAACUAGAUUUGCGAGACGACAAACAGUAUUUGAUUGAUCAUCCUGGUGCUACACCGAUAGGAACUACACAGGGUGAGGAACUGAAGAAGACAAUUGGUGCUGCAGUCUAUAUUGAGUGCAGCUCCAAGACUCAGCAGAAUGUGAAAGCUGUGUUUGAUGCUGCCAUCAAAGUUGUUCUGCAGCCCCCUAAACCUAAGAGAAGGAAACGGAAGGCUAGGACGUGUGUAUUUCUGUAAAUGUUCUUGUAGCUCUCUCUAUUGUAACAGUCUACAAUACCUCUUCCAAGUCUUCAUUUCAAUUAAUGAUGCCACUACUUCUGGCAUUUGUUGCUUUCAUUUUCUGCUAAUAUUUUUCCAUAUAUAUGUAAUAUUAGUGUUCCAUGCUUGUUAUGGAAUAUAAAGGCAAGUAUUCUAGAUUCCUA